GAUAUUAUGUUGCUAUCUAUGCUUUGACAUCUCUAGGCUGCUCAGAUAUGUUGGUGAAUUCCCGAAAAAAACUUUAUUAGCUUGUUAACUGUGGGGACGAAGAGGUUAAAGUAAGAAAAUCCGACAUGGAACAGGCUGAAGAAAUUCGAGUGGCCAAUAGAUCCGUUCGUGAAGUGCAGCAAAACUUUGCAGAAUCUCUUGGUUACGCGGAGGAGAUCAUUUGGGACCUGUUGUCCCAGGAAGAAGCCGACUUGCUAAAGAAAAAGCUAAGUGAACUGAUUUGUGAUCCGAUCAACGAAACAGCAUUAGCCGGUAAAACUCCGGCUUAUAUUGAAAAAUAUAACAAAAACCGCAAGAAGCUCAUCGCGGAUAAUGAAAAAACGCGACAGAUCAUUUUCGAUGCCGUUUGGGAGCAGCGAAAAUACACCAACCGACAAUCACUGACGGCCAUCAUAUACGUAAUGGUGGUUACCGACGAGCAGGACGUUAAUCGCGCCGAGGACUCAAGAACUUUCUCCUGCCAUCCAGUCUUCCGGGCCCGUCGAUGUGUCUCUGGCCGCAGCAACGACAGCUCCGAUUGCUGCAAUUUGUUCGUUGACGAGACCGGUCGCGUCUACCAGAACUGGGAGCAGUAUGUGGCCACCAAUGAGCUGCCCGCCGGAGUGAUGGUGGCCCCGGAAAAGGGAAUCUACCGCCUGGUCAACGACCAUGUGUGUCUGGACAAAUAUGUGACGCCUGCGGGCAGCACCGAAAAGAAGGUGCUACGCUACUUAGACACGGGUUCGGUGGUUGGAAGCUUGGCCGCCGCUUCUGUUCCCUUAGCGGCUCUCUUAACGCUACCCGUGUCGGUUCCGGUGAUGGCCGCAGCCGGAGUCGUGGGUUUGGCCAGCGCCGGAUACGCGACAGCUCGGUCCAGCAUAAGACUGGUAGACCGCAGUCAGCACGAGCAGUCCAUCAACGUGACGGACCGCGUGGCACGUGGCCAUUGGCUGGGAGUGAUCGCCGGAGCCGUGGGAUUGGGAGCGGCAGGAGCCACCACUGCACUGACAGCGGCCACUAACGCUGGACGCGAAGUGGGAGCGAUCACUCAAUUGACGGUGAAUGGCAUGAACAUCUCCUCGAUCGUGGUAUCGGGCACUGGAGUCGCCAACGGGGUGUUGGAUUUGAUAUUGAAAGUCCAGGAUGGUGACGACAUUACCGGCAUGGAUGUGCUGCAGCUGUCCGCUUCGCUGGUGCUGUUCACGCAUAGCGUCUACAAUUUCAAACUGGCCUCGACCAUCAUCAAUGAGUCGCCCCACAGGAACGUAGCGGGCUACCGGAACACACUGAGUAGUCGCAUGAGACGCACCUUCGAUAAGAUAUCCAAGGAGACCUUUCGACUUUUAGGAAACUCUCAAGGCAAGAUGGACAUUAUACGCAGCGCGAACGAGAUGCCCUCGCAGUUCAAUGAUCAAGAAAGCGAUGCUCACUUGCUGAUUGGCCCUUCAUCGCAGCCGCGUCAGGAGCCCAGCACUUAUGCCGCCGGCGUGUACUGCUUGCAGCUGAGUUCAGUGGUCAUAAGAGGGGUGACUGUUGUGCUGAGGCAAUACGGCACAGCCCUCUUCGAGCACGUGGUCAAUGCCGAGAGCUUUGCAAAUCACAUUACCAAAAUGGCCGCAAAUCUGGAGCCGGAUGUGUUUGACUUUAUCAUGAAUCUGACUCGAACCUUCAUGGACACCAUGCUGGAUGAACUGACCUCGGUGCUUAAGUUCUUCAUCCCCACAGAAUCGGUGCUUUCUAGCAUUCUGCUGCAAGUGUGGAAGAACUAUCGCCAUCUGCCUUGUAAAUUGGUGGAGGAGCACACCGGAGCCAUCCUCGCAGCAGUCAGGCGGUACUUCCUGUCCCUUAACCCGAACUCGUACACCGAUGUUAUCCAGAAGUGCCCCACUUGUGUCGGCACCUUCAGCAUUUCACAUUUGUAAACAUAUAAAUCCCUUACUUAAAAUUAUUGGGAUUUAAAAGCCAUUAAAACAAGAUUAUUGGUGCCUUAUUUGUGAAAUCAAUAUUUGACUAUCUGUGCACAAUAAGGAUGCACAACUUAAAAAAGUUGUUUUAAAACAAAUAACUCUAGAUAUUUAAAUAAAAUUUGAACACAAAUUUACCAUUACAAAAACA
This is a messenger RNA of Drosophila gunungcola (fruit fly), 2154 nucleotides long. RefSeq lists its product as uncharacterized. Lineage: Eukaryota; Metazoa; Arthropoda; Insecta; Diptera; Drosophilidae. Bases 126 to 1961 code for a protein of 611 amino acids. The record is from RefSeq and is a predicted model, not a curated record. The transcript has 7 exons.